AUGGUUCUUUAUGAACUAUUUUGUAUUACCAGACCUGCUGUAAAUGCUACUCGCACGUCUGCUCCUGUAUCAGCAAUUAGUGUUGCUCGAAAUUGUGGAAAAACAAUCUUGGAUAGCAAAGGCGUAGUCGUUGAUAUCGAGUCCAUGGGGCUUAAGGAGCUUGCCAAGCCCAUAAAAAAAUUAAAUAGCAAGCACAACUUUGGAUACUGGUGGACAAUGUCGUUCUAUUCGAGCCCCACUGUUCAACAAGAACUCCAGCGCAUUCUUCGUUUGGAGCCAACGGUCCUUCGCUAUAGCCUACUCAAGAAGUCCGAUAAAUUAAACCAUCUUGGUUAA
This is a messenger RNA of Schizosaccharomyces osmophilus, 336 nucleotides long. It is a transcript of the gene mrp17, whose product is annotated as mitochondrial ribosomal protein subunit S6. The record is from RefSeq and is a predicted model, not a curated record. Gene Ontology annotation, molecular function: structural constituent of ribosome; small ribosomal subunit rRNA binding. The transcript has 3 exons. Gene Ontology annotation, cellular component: ribosome; mitochondrial small ribosomal subunit. The coding region runs from base 1 to 336 and encodes 111 amino acids. Gene Ontology annotation, biological process: translation. Lineage: Eukaryota; Fungi; Ascomycota; Schizosaccharomycetes; Schizosaccharomycetales; Schizosaccharomycetaceae.